AUGAUAAAAGCGAAUGCACAAAAGCGUAGGAAGCUGUCCACCAUCUCGAGUGGUACGGCGGUCGGCACCCCAAUCGCCGAACGAGACGAACCACCGCAAACACGUGGCCGCCUGCGGGAAAGGUAUCGCUUCACGGAGGAACUGUUCCAGCUUUUUGGAAGCAUCACCGCUCACUGUUACCGUCAGCUGGCCCAAAAGGAUCGUUCCGUCUGGGAGCGAUUGUUUUGGUUGCUGAUGUUAAUACUUGAAGCGGCCACACUCGUUGCGAUUAUCAUAUCCGCCUGGGGUAAAUUUACGGCCAAUCCACUGAUAACAACGCUGCACGAUACGAUCUACCCGAUCAAUCUCGUCCCGUUUCCGGCGAUCUCGCUGUGUAACAACAAUCGGAUCUCUCGGACGGCCGCCCUGAGAUACGCACGUCAGCUGGCCGAGAAGGACACGGAACGGCACAAUGUGAGCUACUUUCUCGAGCAAAUCGUACUGCUGGGGAAGCUGUAUGACUUCGACUACGAGAAUCUGCACCAGAUGACAAAAUUUCAGGAGUUUCUCGAUUUGAACGAUGUGAGCAACGGAACUGGCAUGUACAAUGCGCUGGAAACGCUUACCAAGCUAUCGCCCCGUUGCGAGGAUAUGCUGUUGAGAUGUUUCUGGAAAAGUAUCGAACUACCGUGCAUGCUGCGGAACGAUAUGGUUGAGGUACGCCGUACGCAGUAUGGAUUUUGCUGCACGUUCAACUUUAUCGGACACAACGAAGAUAACGAGAUUCAUCCGCCAUCGUACUUUUUGGACGUAACUGGACCGGAAAUGGGAUUGGUGCUUCUGCUGAAUGGAUCCUCUAAUGACUAUUUCUACAACUUGUUCAACAACAUUGGCUUCAACCUUCAAAUUUUCAACCCGAGCGAAGUCCCGGACAGUACGGCCGGCGGGGUAAACGAGCAAUUCGUCCACCUCGGUACGGAAACGUUCAUACGAGUUGAUGCCAUCACCAUCAACAGUGAGCCGGAUGUGCUGCGCUACUCGAGACAGAAGCGCCAGUGCGUGUUUCGCAACGAGCUACUAAAGUACGGUGCCAACUAUGGCCGCAGUAACUGCGUGGCCGCCUGCCGACUGCGGAGCGUGCUGGCACUGUGCGAGUGCGUACCGUUCUACAUGCCAACGGCUGCAGCAACGGCCAGCAGCAAAUCCAUAACGACCUGCAAUCUCCAACAUAUCGCUUGCCUGAACAAGUACAAGAUCAAGUGGUCAACCGUGAUAACGGACAUCGUGCGCAUACCGGGCCUGGAGAAGGAGAUGGAAGAAUCGCUCUACUGUCCGGAAUGUUUACCCUCGUGCUCGGCCAGCAAGUAUCAGAUCACCGCUUCCGAGCUGCCCCUAAUUCGGUCCCGGCGCAACGGUUUCAGCAUUACGGCCGGCAUCGAGAACGUGGCGGACGUCGCGGUGGUACGGAUAUUCUUCGGCCAGCCAGAAACGUGGAUGUACAAGCAGAACGUUGCGUACUACUGGUUCGAGAUAUUUAGCAACUUCGGCGGGAUGUUCGGCAUCAUGGCCGGCAUGUCACUGAUAACCCUAAUGGAGGUUGUUUACUUUGUCGGCCGGCAGCUGGUGCUGGUGUUUGCGACCCGCUCCUGGAGUGCACGGCUCCGUGCGCACAAACCGAACCUCGAGUUGCUGCAGUAA
Messenger RNA from Anopheles maculipalpis, 1677 nucleotides. RefSeq names its product pickpocket protein 28-like. The record is from RefSeq and is a predicted model, not a curated record. Gene Ontology annotation, cellular component: membrane. The transcript is spliced from 6 exons. Lineage: Eukaryota; Metazoa; Arthropoda; Insecta; Diptera; Culicidae. Gene Ontology annotation, molecular function: ligand-gated sodium channel activity. Gene Ontology annotation, biological process: sodium ion transmembrane transport. The coding region runs from base 1 to 1677 and encodes 558 amino acids.